AGAGAGAGGGCCGGCGGGGGCGGGACAGCACGCGCCUGCGCAAAGGGCCGGCUGGGCUGCGGCGCCUCCGAGCACGGUUUGGCUAAGUUGCUGAGGCUGGUCUCAAACUUGGAAUCCUCCUGCCUCAGCUCCCAAGGUACUACAGACCCGCAAGAUGGAGACAGAAUCGGGAUUGAUGGGAUUCAGCAAUUCUGUGACGAUCUAAGGCUGGACCCCACCAGCAUCAGUGUUCUGGUCAUAGCAUGGAAGUUCAGGGCUGCCACUCAGUGCGAAUUCAGCAGGAAGGAGUUCAUGGACGGCAUGACCGAGCUGGGGUGUGACAGCACCGAGAAGCUCAGAACCCUUCUGCCCAGCCUAGAGCAAGAGCUGCAGGACUCCGUGAAGUUCAAGGAUUUCUACCAGUUUACCUUCACCUUUGCUAAGAACCCUGGGCAAAAGGGCCUAGAUUUAGAAAUGGCUGUUGCAUAUUGGAACUUAGUGUUAUCGGGAAGGUUUAAAUUUUUAGAUCUUUGGAACACAUUUCUGCUGGAACAUCACAAAAGAUCAAUUCCACGGGACACUUGGAACCUUCUGCUAGAUUUUGGAAACAUGAUUGCAGAUGAUAUGUCUAACUACGAUGAAGAAGGAGCAUGGCCUGUCCUCAUCGAUGACUUUGUGGAGUAUGCACGGCCAGUGCUCACGGGUGGAAAACACAGCUGAAGGUGGAGCAGGUCUGGAGCCAGCCCACAUCCUGCAGGGCACACCGGGUGGUGCUCUGUGCUUGGCUGCCAGUCUCAGCCACUGUCCUUGCCAUCCCAAAGCUGGAAUGCAUCCUCCUGCUCAGAGCCACGAUGUCUGGGGCAGGCUCCGUGGGGCUGCUCCCCCAGAGGACAGCUGCCGCAGGGGUCAGCACGCUUGCUGUAGCUGCUGCUUUAGGAGAUUGCUGUCUGAUGCAGGUUCAAGGUGAACACCAGCAGUUACCACUCGCACCCCAUCACAUUGUGAUCACAGUACAGAGCCCUGUCUGUCCUGGGAGGAUGUGGAUAUGUCAAGUCAGACGGCCAGUGCCAGGAUGCAGCUCACCCAGGGACCCAGCGCUGUUCCUCCUUGGCUUGUGCUGUCUCCCUGGUUUGGAUAUUUGUUCUCUCAGGAUGUUUAUCUGAGACCCAUUUUAUAUUUAAGGCCCCGUUGCAGUCUGCAGUGGUGGCGUGUGUUGGCGUGACUGCAGCAAUCAGACUGUUGUCUUUCUGACAAUGCUAUUUCAACUUCCUGAGAAGUUCUGUACUUUUAAUAUUUUUUAUUUAAAAAGGCAUUUUUCCAUUUUUCCUUUUUGAGUGGUGAAUUACAAAUUUAAAACCAAAUGCUCUUGUCCCUUUCACCUGUCUGCAUUCCCACAAUGCCCAGCGUCUGGCCCUCUUACAGCCAUCCUCACGUGGACGCAAAGCCCACUCCUGGACCCUCAUCUCUUUUGCAAGCUACAGCCUGAGUUUACGCCCAGAGCCACUGGUGUGCGAGGUGCAGAGGCCCGGGGGCCACUCUCCUGCUGUUGAGGUUCGAGCAGCACCGUGCUGACCUGAGCACGCACUACAAGACCUUGUCCAGAGUGUGCCUUGCUGCCCUCCUGCAGCAUGCCGUGGAGAGGCGGGCCGGGCUCUCUGGGCCAUCUCCAUGUCCUGUGCACAGGGUGCCCCUGGAACCUGCUCUGUGCUUAGCUUCUGUGUGGACAUGCCACAGCCUUAGGGAGCAGCCCCUCGCAGCCUGAGGACCAUGUGCCCUGCAAUGUGGGCAACUACCAGUGCUGCAGAGUGGAAGCCUUGCAGAGGGCAGCAGGGACGGAGGCCUGAGGGCGAGGCUGGUCUGUUCAGGGCGGGCCAUGUGACCUUUCUCAGGCUCUCUUGCCCUGUCUGAAAGAGGAAACAGCCAUCUCUAAGUCUAACUCAGCAUUUCUUCAAUAAAAUAAACUCUGGCUGUAAUAAAAACCCAAGAAGCAGUACAGCACCCCCCUAGACUGCCUGGACUCUUGUUCUGUUCGGAGAAGUUUGUAGAAUUCAGUGACUAAGUGAGGGAGGCCCGCAGUCCUUCUGUGUGUAAGUUUGAAGUUCUGUGGGACUGUCAAUAGAUACUGAAGUGAAGUUGGUCAGACUUCAAAGACCUGUGUUCUGCUGCUUCCAUUAGUCAACCUUUGAGUCCUGCAUGCUGCAAAGAUGCUAAGAACUUCAAAAUACCGCAAUAAAGUGUUUUCCCUAGGAAAAAAAAAAAAAA
Marmota monax (woodchuck) is the source of this 2241-nucleotide messenger RNA. RefSeq names its product DCN1-like protein 2. Gene Ontology annotation, biological process: positive regulation of ubiquitin-protein transferase activity; protein neddylation. The annotation marks the transcript as partial. The record is from RefSeq and is a predicted model, not a curated record. Gene Ontology annotation, cellular component: ubiquitin ligase complex. Lineage: Eukaryota; Metazoa; Chordata; Mammalia; Rodentia; Sciuridae. Gene Ontology annotation, molecular function: ubiquitin conjugating enzyme binding; cullin family protein binding; ubiquitin-like protein binding. The transcript is spliced from 2 exons.